GCUUAGUAUAUGUAGCACUUGUCAAACGACUCUUUAUGAGCACGAAAAGGAAAUAAAAAUAAGAUCAUUGCCGAUAAUGCCAAAUUAUGAAGAUUUGCGUUUGAAUAAUGUUACUCGACAUCAAGAGCAAAAUAGUAAUAAUAUUUGUCAGUGUUAUAUAUGUUUAACUGCAAGAACCAAAUUUCAUAAAAAGCCUUUAAAAGGUCGAGGUAAUAAGAAAAUAUCGAUACAAAUUGAUGAAAGCAACGGUCUUCAUAGUAAACUUAAACCGAAAGUAAAUCCUGAAAAUGUAUUACAACCUAUCGAUACAAAGUCUGCACCCUGCAAGGAAGUUAUUAUUAAUUUAAUUGACAGAUUGCCUGAAAAAGAGCAGGAUUAAAUUAUUUCUAAUGUUUUGCGGAAGAAAGCGAAUAAUGGAACAUUUUCAGCAGAACAUAAAGUAAUUAAAAACGUUCAACUGGAACUUAGUAAUGACAAAGGGAAGAAAAUUCAAGUUUUACUGAAUGGGGAAAAAAAAGAUAAGCAAACUUUUUUUUCUGAAAAAAGUUUAGAUAAUUACUUUGUAGAAAAUAAUAUGUCAUCAAAUCAAAUGAGAAAACUGACCACUUUUGUUCGUUCACAAACUGGUAGAAAAUCUGUGCCUACUAAUUAUCAUUGCCAUAUAAGUGAAAAAAUUAACUCGUUAAAAGAAAUAUAUAAAAGUAGUAAUACAUUUGAAUUUGAAACAUCGAAGACAAAAGAAAAGAGACCAGUGAUAUGGGCCGAUGCAUCGGAAUUAGUGGAAGCUGCAAUUGAGUCACGAAAUUUAAUUGGACAUUACAAACUUAAAGUUAUGGCUGACGGAGGACAGGGAUUUUUUAAAAUAUGUAUCUCGAUAAUUCCUGAAAAUUAUAAAUCAAUAAUUGAUGCUGAUUGUAGCAGUGAAGAUGAUAAUUAUGAGCCUAAGGAAAAAAUAUUUAAGUCUAAAUGCGAAAAAGUUAACGUUAAAUCAGAAGCAAAAUUAACAAGUGUGAAAAAACUAUUAAUGCUGUGCAUCGUCCCUGAUAUAAAAGAAUCUUACGAAAAUUUGAAGACACUAUUUGAAAUAACAGGUAUUAAUAAAAUUCCAUUUAAAUUUGUAGCUGAUUUUAAAUUAAUGCUCAUAGUUAAUGGGUUACAAACUGCAUCUGCUACAUAUCCCUGCCCAUAUUGCUUCAUCAAAUUGAAAGAAUCAAAAAAAUCGUGUGCUGAAGAUGAUGUAAUUGUUAGUGCAGAAGGCGAUUUUGCAAAAUUAAGAACCUAUGGAGAUAUAAGAAAAGACUAUGAGACUUUUGUCAAGUUAAAAAAAAAUAAAAAGAAAGCUCCAGAGUCUUACAGCAAUAUUAAUGAACCUCUCUUUUACGAUGAAGAAGAUGAUAAGUUUGUAGUUGAUAAAUGCGUGGUUCCCGAAUUGCAUCUACUUCAAGGCUUUGUCAAUCAUUUAUUUUUUGACGGGUUAGUUCCUCUUCUUACAUCUAAAGUAGCAUUUUUGUGGCCAGAAAAAUUAUCUCUUUCUUCUAAAAAUUAUCAUGGAAGAGUGUUUGAAGGAAAUGCUUGUCGCAAACUACUCAAGUCUGCUGAUUUAUUGGAUGAUAAAAUUAUCUAUGAAAACGUUGGUCGGCUUCGCUUGCUUCCUUACAUAAACGCAUUUAAAGCGAUGGACAAAGUAGUCUCGAGUUGUUUUUCGGUCAAAAAAAUUAGAAAAGAUUUAGAUAAAAAUAUAAGGGAGUUUAAAACAAUUUAUGAAGCGACUGAAUGCUCAACAACACUGAAAAUUCACGUAAUUUCAAAACACCUUCAAGAUUGCCUUCGAUUUCUUGAUGGAGAUGGAUUAGGCAUUUGGUCAGAACAAGCAGGAACGCAGGACCAGAGAAGCAGAAGAGGCCUAUCAACGGCGACAAAAGUGGCUAGCCGCCUGCCAGGAGGAGAAAAGGGUCUUAAGAAAGGAGGCCACUGCUACAGCCAAAAUUGUUCUGGAGGAGGUGUUAAACCAGACUUGGGAGGCAGAGCAAGAGGCAGAAAACCGCCGACGCCAUUUCCAACCUGCCUUAGUGGAUACCGCAUUCCGGAGAAUGUGGUGUCAGAAGUGCGAACAGCGAGGACACCAGGCGAAAGACUGCCCAAGAGCCGACUAGGGCUUAGGGUUUACCCCUAGGAUCCCCAUAUAGUUUUUGUUUCUUUUUUUUUUCUUUCGUUCUCUUGAGUUUAAUUUUUUUUUUGGUUUCAUUUUAUUAUAAUUUUCAAGUUUAUUUGAGGUAAUUUUUGAUAUAUGUUUAUUUUCGUUUGAGAUUAUUUAGCAGCCAUAACAUUACUAUAUAAUGCUUAGAAUAGUAACAUAUUAUUUUCCGUAACCAAAGAGUUACCAUACAGUAUUUGAAGUUUACUUGAGAAGUCUGUGCUGCAAUAAAGUUACAAUACAAUAAAGAGUAUUAAUAAGUGAAUAUCUGUUAACAUAAGGUUAAAAGAUAAUAUUUGGAAUAUUAAAGGAAAAAAGAUCAAUUUUUCUAACAUUUAUGGUUCUUUAUAUUUGCCCUUAUCUCCCGAAAAUCCAGAAAUAACUAUUCAAGAUACGGACACCGAAGGAUGAGUUGUGAAAUUAGUAAAAGGUAGGUAGGAAAGACGCUGCUCGUAAUACCCUGUCUCGUUCAAAUGUCCAAAUAUUAGCAAAGCAUCCAUUUAUCUGAAAAUUCGGGAGGGGAUAAACUGAAGGUAAAGUUAAUUUAGUUUAU
Molecule: messenger RNA, 2747 nt
Organism: Leptopilina heterotoma
Lineage: Eukaryota; Metazoa; Arthropoda; Insecta; Hymenoptera; Figitidae
Exons: 3
Coding region: 575-2173 (532 amino acids)
Source: RefSeq, a predicted model, not a curated record